ACUAAGUUACCCAGCAUUUCAUCUACGCUUCAAGUUCUUCUUUUUGAAUAUUGCAGCCAUAGAUUCUAGCGUUUUCCAUGUUUCGAAAAGCCAUAUCUCAAGCCUUUCUUCUGGAGGUGGAGCGCAAGUUUUGCCGGCUUGCAGUCCCAGAUCUCAUCCUUCAUGUCGGGAACCCACCAUUCCAGAGCAUCCAGUCACACGGCCAGCGCAUUUUCAAAGAUACUUACUUCGACCGAGCUGGACUCCUCACAGCAGCAGGUGUGUGGGUCAGGCUACGCAACGGGCAAUGGGAGGCCAAAGUGAGAAAGGGUGGCAGCUUCCAAAACUCAAGGUUCGAGGAGCUGACUGACCCUCGCGAAAUCGGGAUGCAAGUACGCACCAUUACAGGACGAGUAUGCAGCGAGCGCGAGUUUUACGGCCUCGAUCGCAUUGCGACCAUGUGCACGACAAGAAGAACGUGGCUGGCGGACGAGAGGUUCUCGAUCGUGCUAGACGCGAUGGACUUUGGGCACGAGGUCGGCGAGGUCGAGCUGCAGUCCGAAGUGCAUCUCACUCAUACGGGCCAAGAGCUGGAGGACCACAAGCAAAGGGUAAUGCAGCAGAUGGACGAAGAGAUUGUAGCUUUCAUGGAACGAUAUCGGUGGGCGUUUGCUGCUGGUGUGCCAAUAGGAAAGCUGACAGCAUACUUUGAACGCCAGGCCGAAGGCAGGCUGUAGAUAUGAAGCAAGGCUGCAUAUUGAGUGACCGUUGAUGCGCUAAGCUGUAUUCGGUUAUUUGCAAACAUGACGUGUCGCAAUACACGCUUUGCGUUAGCGUUGCAGGGUCUUUCUGUAGAUGCAAAGAGACUGGCCGUAGCUCGUGUACAUAUGUACAUGCAAGGAUGAGAUUUCAGAUACUAGUUGGCUAAGUAGUGAGUUUCUUAUUUUUCACUGUUCGAA
Molecule: messenger RNA, 938 nt
Organism: Bipolaris maydis ATCC 48331
Lineage: Eukaryota; Fungi; Ascomycota; Dothideomycetes; Pleosporales; Pleosporaceae
Product: CYTH-like domain-containing protein
Biological process (GO): thiamine metabolic process; thiamine diphosphate metabolic process; dephosphorylation
Molecular function (GO): magnesium ion binding; thiamine triphosphate phosphatase activity
Source: RefSeq, a predicted model, not a curated record